CGGGUGCUGGCGCUGUGCUGUUAAGGCCUGGGGUGCUGAAGGCAAAUGCACCCCAACUCUCCCUUGCUUAUCUCUCUCCCUCAAGCCUGAAAAACCACCACAGCAUCUCAGGCCGCCAGCCCCUUGCUUCGGUCCCCGCAGCUCGCCCAUCGCUGGCAGGCGCUGCCGUGUCCCUCCCUGGCCCGUCCCAGCCUGCAGAAGUGACUGCCCCGCAUCGAGCCGCGAUGUGUCGGGGCUGCUGAGGAGCUGCGGUCCCCCUGGGCUGGUGCUGCCCCGGGAUCGGUCUGCGCCCAGCCACUCCCGCGGGGCUGAAUGCAGCCUGCUUCUGCGGCUGGCCUUGGGCUCUGAACUUGGCGCGGAGCAGCAGAUCCAGGCGGUGCCAUGGCCGAGGGGCAGGCAGCCUCCGGAGCCGACUGGGAGAUCGACGUGGAGAGCCUGGAGCUGGACGAGGGCGAGGAGCAGCUGGGGGCCUGCCUGCUGCAGGGCGGCGACCCAGGGGAGCAGGAGGACGAGGAGGACGACGACGAGGAGGAGGAGGACGGGGAAGAGGAAGGGGCGGCCCCGCGGGGCCCUAGCCAGCCCAAGCAGCAGCAGGUGGAGCGGGGCAGCGGAGGGGAGCAGAGGAAGCUGAGCCGGACCCCGAAGUGCGCCCGCUGCCGCAACCACGGCGUGGUGUCCUGCCUGAAGGGCCACAAGCGCUUCUGCCGCUGGCGGGACUGCCAGUGCGCGAACUGCCUGCUGGUGGUGGAGAGGCAGCGGGUCAUGGCCGCCCAGGUGGCGCUCCGGAGGCAGCAGGCCACUGAGGAUAAGAAGGGGCUAUCAGGGAAACAGGCUAAUUUUGAGCGCAAAACAGUCUACCAGAGGCCUGUCAGGACGCCCAGCUUGCUGGCCAAAAGCAUUUUAGAAGGUUAUCGCCCCAUGCCAGCAGAUCCUUACCUGGGAGGGAAUUCACCUUUGUCACCCCCUGUAAGUGACAGGAUGAGAAAAAGACGGGCCUUUGCUGAUAAAGAGCUGGAGAACAUUAUGUUAGAGAGAGAGUAUAAAGAAAGGGAGAUGAUGGAAGCCACUCAAGCUGCUGCCCUUUUCCUGCCUAACCAUAUGGUGCAUGGAACUGAAUACAAUUCCUAUAAAACUGCCUUUAACCCUACCCAGGUUGAAGAUCCUAGCAAGGAGUUUUGCAACUUCUUACCAACCUGUCUUGACUUAACCAUGCAGUAUUCAGGAUCUGGGAAUAUGGAACUGAUUUCUUCAAAUGUCAGUGUAGCCACUACCUACAGGCAAUAUCCCUUGUCCUCCAGAUUAUUGGUAUGGCCAAAGCGUAGCCCCAUUAGUGAUGCUUUUCUCUAUCAGCAAUGCCUACUGAAUGCUACGGCAGUCCAAGCUCUCAAACCUGGGGCAGCCUGGGACUCGAAGACUUCACAAGGCCAGGAUUGUGUAAAUUCAGAGCAGGACAUGAUGUCACCAAAAACUGAAAAUUCACUUGUGCUUUCUCAUGCUCGAGAAAUUCAGUGUGUCCCUCAGGAGGCCCGUGAGAGGUCUGCUUUCUCUCCUCCUAAAAGGACUUUUCCACAGAUUUCUGAGAAGGAUUCUCUGGCUUCUCAAGAACACAUCUUAAGCAAGAUCAGCAAAGAAAAUACCAAGCACCCUCAAGCACUCAAGUAUAAUCCGUUCCACUCAUUUUUACAGCAAACAUUUCAUGACAAACCAGGGCCUGAGUUAAAAACAUCAUUUGUAAAAGAGAGCUUUGAAGAGGCAUCUAAGAAGUACAGAGAGUGCUCCAUCAAAGAGAACCAAAAGUACAAAUUUACAAUAGAUAGAUACUCAAAAGACUUUUUUGGGGCCAAACAAGCUGCAACAAAACUCUCAGCAAAUGAGCCUCUAUCAUUCUCAGUUGAAUCAAUCCUUAAACGACCCUCUUCUGCAGUCACUAAUGUCUUGCAGUAACUGCAUCUUCAAUAUCAAGUUUAAAUGUUUGCCAUCUGCAAAGUUGCUGCCACCUGCCUUUUCUCUCCAAAGAUUCGUACAAAGGACUUUGGUUAUGUAAAUGGAGAUUUAAAAAAACCUGUGUACAUAAAUAUGCAUGUUUUCUCUCAUGAAAAUAAAUAUUUAAAUUUUAAAAAUGAAAACGGUGCAUGUGCAGACUGUAAAGUGUAGGCUUUAUACAGCACUUCAAAUGUUACAAUAAAAUGAGAUGACUUAUGAACAUACGUCUUUACCACGCCAAGAGGACAUUAUCACUUCUGCCUUAUGUCUCUCUCCCUCCAUCGAAUGGGUGUCCACCCACUUGCAGAACAUGUGUAUGCUAUUGUUUGCUAUUAUAGAUAGGGUAAUUAUUUGCUAUGCUGGAGUAACUCAUCUCUGCUUUGUACC
Messenger RNA from Malaclemys terrapin pileata, 2370 nucleotides. RefSeq names its product doublesex and mab-3 related transcription factor 2 (gene DMRT2). Bases 382 to 1944 code for a protein of 520 amino acids. Gene Ontology annotation, biological process: sex differentiation; regulation of transcription by RNA polymerase II. The record is from RefSeq and is a predicted model, not a curated record. NCBI's taxonomy places the organism in Eukaryota, Metazoa, Chordata, Testudines, Emydidae. The transcript has 4 exons. Gene Ontology annotation, molecular function: RNA polymerase II cis-regulatory region sequence-specific DNA binding; DNA-binding transcription factor activity, RNA polymerase II-specific. Gene Ontology annotation, cellular component: nucleus.